AUGCCUUCAAGGAAGCGGAAAUGUGAACACAGCAACAGUGAUGACACCCUUACCAAGAAGAGCAGGUCAUCUGUUGUUUUGUCAAGAAGUGAGUCCUCUACAGAAUUUAGCAGGAAACGAUGUUUAUCCUGGUUUCAUGAAUACACAGCUCCAAAUGAGGACACUCUUGGUCCUGAAGGGAUGGAGAAGUUCUGUGAAGACAUCGGUGUGGAACCAGAAAAUAUUGUCAUGCUAGCUCUUGCAUAUAAACUCGGUGCCAAAAAUAUGGGAUUUUUUACAUUUGAUGAGUGGAUGAAAGGCAUGACAGAGUUAUGUUUCAAACUACUUCACUACAGAUCUGACUCCACAGAGAAACUCCAAAAUAAAAUGGAAUACCUCAGGUCCUUAAUUAAUGAUCCAGCUGCCUUCAAGAACAUCUACAGGUUUGCCUUUGACUUUGCAAGGGACAAAGAUCAGAGAUGUUUGGAUAUGGACACGGCUAAAGCCAUGCUUUCAUUGGUGCUCGGCAAGAACUGGUCUCUAUUCUCUCAUUUUCAUCAAUUUUUGGAGCAAAGCAAGUACAAAGCAAUAAAUAAGGACCAGUGGUGUAGUAUUCUGGAGUUCAGCAGAUCAGUACGGCCCAACCUGGUCAACUAUGAUGAAGAUGGAGCAUGGCCAGUAAUGCUUGAUGAGUUUGUAGAGUGGUUAAGGAAGCAACGAGGAAUCCACAGUAAUGAAACCACAGUUUGA
This is a messenger RNA of Candidula unifasciata, 729 nucleotides long. Lineage: Eukaryota; Metazoa; Mollusca; Gastropoda; Stylommatophora; Geomitridae. The record is from the annotation of a GenBank genome assembly.